Molecule: messenger RNA, 1959 nt
Organism: Rodentolepis nana
Lineage: Eukaryota; Metazoa; Platyhelminthes; Cestoda; Cyclophyllidea; Hymenolepididae
Source: the annotation of a GenBank genome assembly
AUUUCUCUAAUGAUUAUUUCGAUUUACGCCAAGCACCAAGACUACGGAAUCUCUCAACAGCUAGUGAACCAAUACUAUAAAUUAGUAGAAGAAAGUUUCCAUUGCGUAACUGACGAAAUUCAAGAAGAAUUUAACGAACUUGAAAAUGACUUCCAACGGGUUGAAUACGUCAUGACUCUCUUGCAGAUCCCUGCCAAAGGUCAGAGUCUCGUAGAUGCCCUUGAUAUAAACCAUGCAAAACGGAUUCUGCAAUUGGAGAAUAAUAAAAAUGAUUUUCUUUCAAUACUAUUUCUCAAGCACGGAGCCGAGGCGAUGAAAAAGAACGAUAUAUACUUAACACUUUACGAUUACACAAAAGCCGUUUUUCAUGCUGCUACUAAUAUACAGCUCGCUCUGGCUCUUGCUCACAGAGCUGAACAGCUUUUUUCUUUGGGAUUAAUUAGUGAAGCAAAGCAUGACUCAAAAAGAGCACUUAAGGUGAGUAUUACGUUCAACUUAAUAAUUCAAAUAUUUCUCAAUCCAGGUGAAAUUCUGGCUGUAGUAAAACCAUAUUCAGGUCCUCUGUCUGCAAAUUUGACCAAAUACUGUUUUGUUUGCCUCAGGAGGUGCCACAGUCUUAUUCCUUGCAAGAAUUGUGCCAACGUAAGUUUAAUUAUGGGUCGUAUAUAUAUUAUGCGAACACUUAACAAAUUUUAUUGUCUUUUUUUUACAAAUUUCUUCAAGAAUGGAAAAUCGCAUGCCGCAUUUUAUGGAAUUAAUGAAACCCGAACUGCUGAACAGAAUCUAUGGCGUUCGUCGGAUUACGCCUCCAUUGCGUGGUUACACCCUGGCACCGACAACUGGAAGAAAGCGAAGGGGCGGUAUGGAUCAAUGCUUUUCGAUUUCACCAUCGCGUCAAUCUUCCUCACCUACUGUCUCUACGUAUGCUACUUAUUAACUUGUCAAAGUUCUCUAUUUCAUAGAACCACUAAACCCAUUUCGUUAAUUCGUUGCGCUACAAGAUUUGAGUUUCCUAUUUCCUCUUGGAUGCCCCAUAGUAUUGGACUUCUAACCGUGAAAUCUUUGGUGGCUAUGUUCGAAGGGGGUGCUUUUGUACUCAGGAACAAGAUGGAGUUUCUGGAACAUACCUUUGUCCUAGAUAUUGGUGGCUACCCAAUGGACUGGUAUGCUUCGAGAAAUGUUUACCCAACCAACCAUUUACCAUCUCAACCUCCAGCGAUUUGGAUUGCAGCAUGUUUUCUCUACCAUUUUCAAGCCACAGCUAUCAAUUCAUUCAGAGUCAACGAUUUCAUUUAUUGGGACGAUUCUAAAAUGCGUGAAUACCUUACUUGCAGUAUUUAUCCACCAAUAUCUCUUAUCAACCACUCCUGCUACCCGUCAGCUGAUUACUAUUUUACAACUGAUGGAGCCCUGGUUCUUAUGUUAACUAGAAGUUUGGAAAAAGGAAGGGAAAUUACAAUUACUUAUAGUGGGACAUAUUUCGAAGAAGAUACUCAAAGCCGCAGAAAGUUUCUUAAAACUAGUUUCUUUUUUAAAUGUAUGUGCGAGGCCUGUCAAGAUGAAUGGAAUGAGGACAAUCCUCAGGAGUUGAUUAGGUGUUCUGGCUGUCAUUUCGAAUCUGGGCUAACUACAACCCAUUGCCCAAUAUGUAAAUCAAGUCUUCCCAUACUUGAAGGUCAAAGGGUUAUUACUAAUUCUCAGGCAUUGGCAGAGGAGAUGAUCUACGAAACAUGGAACAAUAAAAUACAAAAACGCUUUGCAUUCUUAAAUGACAAGGCUAACUCACUUCUUGCACCUCCCAGUAAAACUAUAUCUCUACUAACAAAUGCCUUUCUUGAUAAAAUGGAGGAAAAGAUGGCCAUGUGGACUGAAGAGCCGUGGCAUUUAAAUUUUUUCGCUUUCACGGGAUUUGGAAAGUCGAUGUUUUCAGUAAAAGACAGAUGGGAUUUACUAGCUUAA